This is a messenger RNA of Suhomyces tanzawaensis NRRL Y-17324, 486 nucleotides long. RefSeq lists its product as uncharacterized. The transcript has a single exon. The record is from RefSeq and is a predicted model, not a curated record. Gene Ontology annotation, molecular function: Rho GDP-dissociation inhibitor activity; protein binding. Gene Ontology annotation, biological process: Rho protein signal transduction. Bases 1 to 486 code for a protein of 161 amino acids. Lineage: Eukaryota; Fungi; Ascomycota; Pichiomycetes; Serinales; Debaryomycetaceae. Gene Ontology annotation, cellular component: cytosol; cytoplasm; membrane.
AUGACGAAGACCAAAGAAGAAAUCCAUGCCCAAUUUGACUCGGAAUUUCUUGACCUCGAGUCGAUGAUCAUUGAUAUUGUUGACCACCAGACCCAGCUAGUCUACGCUAGAGACAUGGAAGAGAUGCCUCAACAAUUACAUUUCGUGCUUCCCGAAUACUCGACAUACGUGCUUACUGUCAAGUACAAGGUGAAGAAGAGAGACCUUGGAAAGCUCACCUAUCAUCAGGUAGUGCGCAAGCAUGGCAUUCCUUUCAAAACCAGAAACGAGGAUGUGACCAAGAACGCGGUUAUUACCGAAUGCCCAAAGUCUCCCCACUCGGUGACAUUUGCUCCCGAUACCUUACCAGGAGGUCCAUUCAUAAGGGGCACUUAUGACGCCUCCAGUCACUUCGAAGAGCAGGGUCAGAAGCUUUUGAGUGUGCCUUGGAAGAUCGAGAUUGUCAAAAAGAAUGUCAAGCCUCGAAUUGAUGGUUACUACAGCUAG